AAUAUUAACGAAAUGACAAUCUUUUGGACGAUUUUUCGAGGAAAAAUCCGCCCUCGAAGGGCUUUAUUAAAAUAAUGUUCUGUAAAAUAUAUAGACCACGUGGCUGUGUUACCACGUGGUCCGUGCCCGCGUUUUGGCUGUAUACCCGAAUUCUGUGGGUAAUGUACACCUUUUUUGUGGUUCUCUUCCGUGCUAUGCCCACGAUUUUGUGAUGAUGUCAACGAUUUUGUGGUUCUCUUUCGUGUUAUAUGUUCGCGAUUUUUUGGUCCUCUUCCGUUAGAUUCACGAUUUUUUUUUUUUUCCAAAGAGAAUCAAAAAAUCGUAUACAUAGAACACGCACAUUACCUACAGUCAAGCGCAUGACCACUCUCUCUCCAUCAUUAUUCUCCUCCUCAUUCUUCUCUUUGGUUUCUAUUUGCAAACAACGUACGCUCCUUGAAAGCUCCACCUGGCUCCACCGGUCAUUUCGUCGUAAAUAUAAAUAAAAUAAUCACUCGUGGAACGAAAUUAAGAAGUGACAAGCUGUAUCGAUUUCCUCGAAAUUUGAAUCGUGUUUUCUCGUACGUAAUGGGCAAGAGGAAGGCCACGGGAAACGCGAACAAUCCAAAUCAGGACCUGUGCGACUUUUUGUCGGAACUGGCAGAUUAUGAACGUAAUGUCAAUAAGAACGUCUUCAAGUACAAUGCGUAUCGCAAGGCGGCUGGGACAUUGGGCGCCCUGACGGAGAGAGUCAAGAGCGGCGAGGAGGCGAAGAAGCUACCUGGAAUAGGAGCGAAAAUCGCGAAGAAGAUAGACGAAUUUUUACAAACUGGGAAACUGCAGAAGCUGGAGGAUAUUAAGAAGGAUGAUACUAAUGUCGCCAUUAGUCUGUUAGCCCGGGUGUCUGGCAUAGGUCCUGCCAAAGCGAGGGAAUUGGUGGACGCUGGUGUCAAGACAUUGGAGGAUCUCAAGAAGCAUCAGGAUAAGCUUACGCAUCAUCAGAAACUGGGAUUGAAGUACUUCGAUGACUUUGAGAAGAAAAUACCUAGAGCAGAAAUUGCGCAGAUAGAGAAGAUACUGAAGAGUGCCAUCAAGGAGCUUGACAGGGCUUACUUCGUGACCAUCUGUGGAAGUUACAGACGCUGCAAAGAGGAAAGCGGCGAUAUCGACGUUCUCGUGACGCAUCCUGAUUAUACGUCGAAAGCGAGGGACGAGAAGAAGAAGGCCGUAUCGUUAAAAGCAAUUGUUGAAUGUCUUGAAAAGAAACGACUGAUUACGGACACGAUCUCGCUUGGAUCUACUAAAUUUAUGGGAGUGUGUCGGUUACCCGAGGAUGAAAGCAAGCCUUUCAGACGAUUGGACAUACGUCUCACGUUUUACGAUCAAUAUUAUUGCGCCAUACUCUAUUUCACGGGAAGUGAUCUGUUUAACAAGAAUAUGAGAGCACAUGCAUUGGAAAAGAAGUACACUCUGAAUGAAUAUGCACUGAAGCGUCUCACAGCUGAAGGUUGUCCGGGAGAAGCGGAGAAAAUUACAUCUGAAGAGGAUGUCUUCAAAUUCUUAGAUUUACCCUACAAAGAGCCCAAAGACAGAAAUGUGUAAACGAUGAUAUAUUCCUUUUUUUUUAUUUAUUUAUAAUAAUUUAUUGCCACACACAAAUAUUUGAUAUAUUAUUAUUCAUA
Molecule: messenger RNA, 1661 nt
Organism: Temnothorax curvispinosus
Lineage: Eukaryota; Metazoa; Arthropoda; Insecta; Hymenoptera; Formicidae
Product: DNA polymerase beta-like
Exons: 6
Coding region: 568-1581 (337 amino acids)
Biological process (GO): double-strand break repair via nonhomologous end joining
Cellular component (GO): nucleus
Molecular function (GO): DNA binding; DNA-directed DNA polymerase activity
Source: RefSeq, a predicted model, not a curated record